AUGCAGUACACCUCGAACAAUGAAAUCUUGAGCUUCGGUUUUUAUUUCAAGUAUGAUGGAGAAUGCUUACCCCGUUAUGAAUACACCAAGAGACAGACGGGGAAUUACUUCACCGGUAUUGGUCCUCUUAAUAACACUUUCAAACCUGUGUAUGUGACAGAAGAUGUUAUGAUAGGAUUGUACAUCAAUGUCAGUGUCCAGGGAGUGACCAGCUAUAUUAUGCAGCUCUUGGCUAAAGAAAACUCUGUUUCUCAGGAAGUCUUUGAUAUGUAUAUGGAUUAUACGAGACAAGUUGGAAUUCCAGAAGAAAAUCUUAUAGAUAUCAUCAAGAGAGAACGUACCGGCAUCUAG
Chrysochloris asiatica (Cape golden mole) is the source of this 351-nucleotide messenger RNA. Its product is annotated as odorant-binding protein-like. Lineage: Eukaryota; Metazoa; Chordata; Mammalia; Afrosoricida; Chrysochloridae. The coding region runs from base 1 to 351 and encodes 116 amino acids. The transcript has 5 exons. The record is from RefSeq and is a predicted model, not a curated record.